AUGAAUCCAGAAAAGAAGUUUGAUUACGAGAAUGAAAACCGGACACAUAUACCAGUGGUGACUAAGGCAACUGAUGAUCAUAACGAAAACGAAGGUUAUCUACGCUUGGAAUUCUUUGCCCUGUCAAUUGUAUUUUGCAUGGGUCUUUUGGCAAUUGUUUUCAUGGCGUUCUAUAUAAUUUCUGGAUAUAAGCACUAUAGAGCUUCAUAUAAGCUCUACAAAGCUUCGAACCAUCACGUUGAAAGAAACGCCAUAGCCAGUGCAGUUUUUGUUGUCCCCAUUUUCAUUUGGUUGGUCUCCAUGAUUAUUAUGGUUUCUUCUUCAUUGGGAAGAACUAUUCACAG
Messenger RNA from Ilex paraguariensis (yerba mate), 344 nucleotides. Lineage: Eukaryota; Viridiplantae; Streptophyta; Magnoliopsida; Aquifoliales; Aquifoliaceae. The record is from the annotation of a GenBank genome assembly.